Molecule: messenger RNA, 498 nt
Organism: Adineta steineri
Lineage: Eukaryota; Metazoa; Rotifera; Eurotatoria; Adinetida; Adinetidae
Source: the annotation of a GenBank genome assembly
AUGUCUCAAAAUAAUACAACUCAAGCUCAUCCACAAAUGCCACCUACACAACUUAAUCAGGAAGAAAAACGUGUCUUAGCUGAAUGUGAAAAAGAAUCACUUAUGUAUCGGAGUAUACCAUUAGGUUUAAUGACAUUCUUUGCAACACAAUAUGCAAUGUCAAGAAAUAUGAUUACAACAAAAGGAAAAUGGCUUAAACUUAGUACAAGUUUAUUUGCUGGUUAUAUACUCGGAAAAAUAUCAUAUGCACCAACUUGUCGAAACAAAAUUCUUACACAAAUUCCUGAAAGUAAUUUAGCACAUGCAAUUCGUGGUGUUGAAGUUGUACAAGCAGGUGCUAAUCCAGAUGAACAUAAUAAUCAAAGAUUUAUAUCAAAACCAUCAAGAGAUCCAAGUGAAGCUGUAGUAUUUUUACCAGAUCCAGUUGAUCCAGAUACACAUACAGUUCCUGUAGGUGUUAAUCAAUAUGGUGAUCCCAUUUAUCAUACAACUAAAUGA